Solea solea (common sole) is the source of this 1120-nucleotide messenger RNA. It is a transcript of the gene cfap161, whose product is annotated as cilia and flagella associated protein 161. Gene Ontology annotation, cellular component: motile cilium. Gene Ontology annotation, biological process: cilium assembly. Bases 166 to 1050 code for a protein of 294 amino acids. Lineage: Eukaryota; Metazoa; Chordata; Actinopteri; Pleuronectiformes; Soleidae. The transcript has 8 exons. The record is from RefSeq and is a predicted model, not a curated record.
UCACACAUACUGCACCAGCACGCCCUCUUGUGACCACUGACAGGAGGUGGAACUUGACUUUGUUAGCUUCUGUUGCCAUAGAAACGUGGCUGUAAACAAAGAACAGUAGCUACAGUCGCUGCAGCUGCACAUGUGCACAGAUACUUGUCAGUAUUUAGGGCGAAAAUGGCUCAGAAGAGAACUUAUCAGCCAAAGGUGAAGAUCGGGAACUGGACUGAGGACCAGCAACUAGAAGAGGAUGCAAAGAAAGAGUACCAGGAGAAGAAGGAACGGGGAGAACUCACUUCCCAAAAAGAAGACUUACUGAAGCGCAACAUGUUUACACCCGUGAAACUCUCUGUGACUAAUGAUGGAAAUGUGCACAUUGGGGAUGUUGUAAUGCUGAUGAACGCCGGCGGGGGAACCAGGGAGUGCAGCGCAGUGAGCAUCAACACAGACAUCGACAGGUUGAUGAAGUUUCCCUCGAUCACCAUUCAGGCGCCGUGUGAAGUCUGUGCAGGACGAAUCAUCCAGCCCUGCACACGCACCGCCUUCAUCAUCACCAGUGUGGACGACAGCCCUGAAGGAUCCACUCUGUAUUAUGAGCAAACCUUUGCCCUAAAAACAACAAGUGGCUUUGCCAGAGGGCUUUACUUGACAAGUGACCUACGGAGUUUUCAAAAGUACGCAAAGAAGUCCCGUCUCCAGGAGGUCAACUUAGUGGAAGACACUUCCUACCUGUCGUGGUGGAAAAUCGAGUAUUUUAACCCCCAGGAGAGGCUGGAGUUUGAGGGUCAGCCUGUUCCUGCUAAUGUGAAUGUGGUGAUCAAACACUGCAAGACCAACCGGGCUCUUGCUGUUCUGAGCGAUCACAUCAUCUGGACGGCGUGUGGCAGAGAGUACGAGUUGACCGCUCACACAUUCUUGGAUUCCCACAAAGCUGAACUGGACACAAACCACUGGAUGCUGUGCACAUCUGCCCCUGUAGGAGGCAGGCUUUUGAUUCCUGACCACUCAAAGUUGGCAGACGACGACGACAACACGGAGCUCACUCAGGAAAACCUGGACUAAAUGUAACACAAUCCACUCUUAUGUUGUUAUGAAGAAAUGGAGUAGGUUGAUUUGUUUCUUUUGUUGCUAG